Messenger RNA from Oikopleura dioica, 204 nucleotides. NCBI's taxonomy places the organism in Eukaryota, Metazoa, Chordata, Appendicularia, Copelata, Oikopleuridae. The record is from the annotation of a GenBank genome assembly.
AUGGAAGAGUAUGACGAUGAGGAUGAUUAUAUCAGAUACAUGGGUGAAUUGGAAAAAGAAGAGGUUCUUCCAGAAGAGUCAGAUGAAGAGGUCCUCUCACACAAAAGCAAAGGAAACUCCUCCGUCGAAACUUUUGCGCUUUACAGCUCCGAUGGUGUUUGCAGCUACGAGAGCACUACCUCCGGCUACUUUCCUGAUUACUGA